Molecule: messenger RNA, 3808 nt
Organism: Mya arenaria
Lineage: Eukaryota; Metazoa; Mollusca; Bivalvia; Myida; Myidae
Exons: 10
Coding region: 261-1508 (415 amino acids)
Source: RefSeq, a predicted model, not a curated record
AUCUUAAAUACAGGACUUAAGUUAGAAGAGUGUGCAAAAGUGAUUAAAUGUAUGGAUUAGCAAAGUUUUUCAUUUGUUUAAAACUGGUGAUAAGAAUAAACAACGUAUAUACCAUAAGCAAAGCAUUAUCAACUAAAGAGAAAAUGGUACAAAUGGUAAAAGCCGAUAUAGAGCUUGAGGUUGAGGCCGUAUUUUGGAGACCCUACCACUGGUUGUGAAUGCUGUACCUUGGGAAAGUGUAACAAUUCCAUGUAAUCAGCAUGAAAUUCGUCAAGGUGAAAAGUCCUGGUAUAAAGAGGAUGGACCGAUGCCCAGAACCUGCAGUGUGGCUUCCGGAGAUUUGGUCAUCAGUCGUGUAUACCCAAAUGACACUGGAACAUACGUUUGCCAUGUUGACGAUUAUGAGGAUUCGAAAAGUAGAUAAGUCGUAUCACCACUCGUGCCAAGGCAUACUGUUGCUUUAUCAGGGUAUGGAAGAUGGUAAAAGUUUUACAUUGUCAUUUGGUCUGGAAGAAGGAUAUCCUGUGCUAAAAUAUUAUGUUUCUGAAAUUCAACUUUCUCAUAUGAAAAUUGGAAGAGUGCUGGAACCAUAUGCAUGGCAUUCCUUUAAUCUUGUCAUAACCAAAGAUUUAGGUACAAUUUAUGUAGACAAUAAUACCUACCUGAUCGCAAGUGAGGCUCUGGGCGUUGAAAUGUCACAAAACCUGACUGGAAAUCUGUUCGUUGGAAAUCACCCGGACGACAACGUUGCAAUCUUUGGGAAAGGAUUUAAAGGUGUGGUUGUCAAAAUGAAAAUUCACGGUGACAUGGUGAACUUUGAAGCGGAAAUGUUGGUAGGCAUUGAUCAAUACAAUGCUUGUGAAUAUGACCCAUGUGAAACAGGUGAAUGUGUCAUAGCAAACGUAAAAUUUGGAUAUAAGUGUGUUUCUGAUUCAAAAGUGAGUGCUCAAUACUCUGACCAUGACAAAGGCAAAGGAGAUGAAUCGUGUCUUGUAGAAGUGAACGAAAAAAGUGAAGCCGUAUUUAGAUGGACAACACAACAAUUAAAUCAAAUCAUGGAUGUUUUGGUAAAUGAUAGACUAAUUGCUAUCUAUGUUCCGAUACACAAUGAAUCUCACCUCUACAACAACAAUGAUUCUAACCUGUAUGCACCGUUGCUGACUGGAAGUGGGAUGUGUCAACUUUUGAUCAAACAGUUCAUCAGGCCCGGUUUUAAAGUAAUGAUCAGAGGUACUGACAUACAUAAGGUAGAGGUCAGUGGAAAGUUAGCAGCAAACUGCAGAAAUGCCUCUUCGUUAUGGAUCUAUUUUAAAGUGAAUGAUGCAGACACUAGCAUUAGCCCGAGUGUUAUUGCGGCAAGCAUAUUGGGAACAGUGGUAUUGGCUGGGGCGGUUAUUGGUGUAUGUCUCAGACAAUAUCGGACAGCAACAAAGAAAGGAAUGUGUGAACGUAGAAAGAAAACAAGCAGGUCCAAACGGCUUAUGCGGAAUGGAGAUACUGCUGUUUAAAUGCAUGUGGUACACCGGGGGCGAAUCCAGCACUGACCUUAAGGGAUGCACAUAACGGACAUUCAAUCGCCCUCCCAUGAUUGUUUAAAGAUAUUGGUGUUUAUCCAACAAGAUUUUAUUUUAUUUUUCUAGUAACAUUAAAACUAUUUUGUAUUCCAGUGAACGAAAUCAAAAACACUGUCGACAUUUCGGAAGAGUGAUUUGUAUAUAUUACCAAACACUUUACCAAUUCCAUAUGUUCGUUUGAGCUUCGGUCCAUUCAAAGAAAAUGGCGAUACUGUUGUUAAGUUUAAGCAUGUGUUAGUUUGCUUUAAUUGUACAUAUUUCACAUUUGAGUAGUGUGAUCAAUGGUGUUUAUUCCAUCUUUGAUUAGCUACAACUUUGUGUGUACGGGAAUUAAUUGUAUGAGUGGUUGAUAUCUUAUGAAAUCGAAACGCACUGUUUUGACUUUUUUUAUGCUAUACGAAUCAUGAUUUGGUUUUAAUGCGUUCCAUGAUGUAAGAAAAUCAUUCAUAAUAUACCAUUUUCAGAAAAGUUUAUUAAUCAAACUGUUGUCCAUUUAACUUUCAAAUAUAUAGGAUUAUAUCGAUACGAUUUUAGUUUAAGAUUUUCCAAUGUAUCUUUUUUAAUUCUCGACCAAAUAUCGUUUUACUAAAACACCCAACAAGAGAAAGAAUAAGAUAAACCAUUCAAUAUCGGUAAUCUUUCAGCCGCAAUUUUCAUUGUUUAGGUUCAAUAUAUUUCUCUUUUUUGUCUGGCAUACCAUCCCGUAAGGAUUUGAAAAAACUCUUAAUGGUUUUGACAAAUAUUUUGCUUGGGUUUGCUAGGACAUAGAAUGAAAAUAUUAUAUUUGGUAAAGAAUAAGUUUUCACAACAGGAACUAUACUAUUACUACAUUUAUUUUUUAUGAAAUUCUCUCGACUUUUUAUUGAUAUUUGUGUCGAUUAUUUGAUGUUUAUUAUUUUAGAAGGUAUUACCGAACGUUGCACAUCCAGCACUCUAAGAAUUAUAGAUUUAUUUGUGUUUAGGUUAAGACCGGAACAUUUAAAAAGGAUUCUAAAGCUUAAAUCAAGAAUUCGAAAGAUUCUUUCUGAACCAUCGUUAAAAUAAGUAGCAUUAUCAGCGAAAAGUGAUCGUUUAAUUUCCGUAUAACUGACCUUUAUUCCUAUAUAGUUUGACAUUAAUUGUAAACAAAUUACAAAUAUAAUCAAAGAAUGUAGACAACCUUUAAAUCACUAUAUAGCAGGCUGAUAGGUCUCCAGUUAAAAAAGUGUUAUGAACUUUUGUUGGGUUUUAAUAAAAAAGCGAAAUUAUAGACUGUUUUUGAAACGACCAUUAAGAAAAGAGUCUAGGAGACUUAUUAAAACAUUCUCGAUAUCGUUCAAAAUGUUUGAUAAAAUUCAGAAGUAAGAUCGUCUGAACCAGGACUUAUUUUGUUCAUAUCGUUUAAAGUAUUUCCGCAUUCAUACAUCGAAGGUAGACCUUCGCAUUGGCUGCUAUAACUUUCGAAAUGUUUAUUAAAUAAGUUUCUCAUGCCAUCGUCUAUGUCAGUGUCUAUGCUAUAUUUUAAUUUUAAAAUUUCAAUUAUUUUGUUUUGUUUUUUCAACAACUGUCACUAAAUCAUUUAUCGCUUUUAAUUAGAAUACUCUUUUUGAUGCAUGUUUUUCGCCAGUUUUGCAAAAUAUUUUUGUGUCAUUAUUUUCAUUCUGCAAAGUUUUUUGCCUUAAAAUAUAUCCAUUAUCCAUUAUAGCUUGCUUCGCAAUUUAUCUAGUGUUUGCUUUAUUUGAAUAAGUUCUUGCGUUGUGAUGCAUUAAUUUUUAAUUCGUUUAGUAGGCUUUCCCUUCAGUUUUAAGCAUUGAUUUCUUAUGAGAAACAUAUAUCUACAUUAUAAUGUCAAAAUGUUUUUGAUAGUGCAGCGGCGCUCCCUAGAAAUACAAACAAACAUAGUGAAUGUUUUAGUGGAACAAUUGUUGCUAUUUGAGGAUGUUAAUUGCAUGUGUAUUGUUUAUGUUAAUAUGAUAGUGCAAUGAUCUUAGUAUUUUAUAAGGCUUUUUAAAUCGAUUCUUUGCUCAACAUUUGUAUGCGUUGUCUUAUUCUCAGAAAGUUGCCAAUUUUCAAGAUAUCUGCAAAAACGGUCAUUGAUGAUUUUUUGGUUCACUAAUGUUUGUUAGAAUACAGCUUAACUAAUUUGAUAAAUUGUAAAAGUUGAAAUUAUAUUAAAGGAGACUAUGUGUUCAUUUAUGUUCUACUUAAAUAUAUGUUGAGGAAAGGUAACGUUAUUGGAAAAUUCUUUUUGAAAU